CGUCUCGCAACUACAAAAUCAACGUCUUUCCAAGGUUCUGAGGGGAGUACGUAUGAAAGCAUUUCUAGUCACCAACCAAAAAUUGAUCUGGUAAAACUUUUAAAUUACUUAGUAAGGAUCUAAGAAUUAUAGGUUCAAUCAUGCGGUGAGAAAGUCUGCUCUCCAAAAGAAAAUUAAAAGAUGGAAAGUAUAAGCUUUGCCAUAAGGGAUCGAUGUAUAGACUUAAAGAUCCAGUAUUUUCUUGUCAUUGAAAAAACAUUUCUAAGUCACUUGCGCAAGCAGUUUGAAGUAAGAUAAGGUACUCAUGGUUCUUAUGCGACUUGAAGAAAGACAUGUCAUAAGUAAUAACUAACAUGUUUGCUGGAGUUGCCUCAGUGUAGGAAGUAGGAGAUACCAUUCUUUCAUUAUUUUUCUGUCAACUUUUUCAUAUAUAACUAUGGUCGAUUGGAAAGGCUGAAAGCCUCCUAAGUUUGAAACCCCUAGAUACUCAUCUUUGUGACUAAGCGGCAUGGAUUUUUAACUUCCACCACGUAGAACAACAAGGUUUGCCUGUCGCCGGUGGACCAACUUCCUAGAAAUUAGUCUGGACUUCGGCCAUAAAAGCCAGAUGAAUACAAGAUAGUAUAAACAAUUUAAAAUUCAUAUCUGAUCAUGACUCAUUAUUUAUUUUAUUUUUCUCUGAAAAUCUCUUUCUUAUAUCGAUAAUAAAAGAAUACAAAUAAUUAGGGUCCAAAAUAUCCUAGAUUGUUUUUCCUUUGUACGAAUAAUGAAAAUUUCCAAUUGUGAAAUUUCCAGGUAGCAAUUAAUUGGUAGUUUCCAGUAAGAUUCUUACUCGAAGUCUUUUUAGGGAACCAUAUCUUACUUUUCAAAGGUCUUUUGUGAAUUAUGCACAGAUGCUUAAAAAUGAACGAUAGCGAAGAUUAUUAGUCAUGCCACAAUCAUUUUCUGACAUUUUAAACUUUAAACGACCACCACGUAACAACUAAGAUUAACAACUCCGUAAAUACAAAGAAGCAUCCUUCUUUUUUUUCUUGUAACACAGAAGCAUCCCGUUUAAUUUUUGUUUUUAUAUAGCUUUCCAUUACACAUUUAAUUUCAACAUAGCUGAUUUUAUUUAUCUCAAGACUACUCAUUACACAUUUCCCUAUCUCUUAGCUCGUCUCUCAUGGCUUCUUCUUCCUCAUCUACGUCUCGCAACUACAGCUACAAUGUCUUUGCGAGCUUCCACGGUCCUGACGUCCGUAAAACACUUCUCAGUCACAUACGUGAACAGUUUACCCGCAGCGGGAUCACUAUGUUUGAUGAUCAGGAGAUUGUCAGAAGCGCAACCAUCGCCCCUUCUCUCACAGAAGCUAUAAGAGAAUCGAGGAUCUCGAUUGUGAUUCUCUCCAAGAACUAUGCUUCGUCAAGCUGGUGUUUAAAUGAAAUGGUGGAGAUAUUGGAGUGCAAGAAAGCUAUGGGGCAUAUAGUCAUGACAAUCUUCUACGGAGUGGAUCCUUCCGAUGUACGGAAACAAACCGGGGAAUUCGGGAUAGCUUUCAAUGAAACUUGUGCAAGUAAAACAAAGGAGGAGAAGCAAAGAUGGAGACAAGCUUUGAACGAAGUGGGUAACAUUGCUGGAGAAGACUUCUUAAGAUGGUCAAAUGAAGCAAAAGUGAUCAAGAAAAUUGCCAGAGAUGUUUCAGAUAAACUGAAUGCUACACCGUCUAGGGAUUUUGAUGGCAUGGUUGGACUUGAACCUCAUCUGAGAGAAAUGGAGUCUUUGUUAGAUUUUGAUGAUGAUGGAGUUAAGGUGGUCGCAAUCUCUGGUCCUGCAGGCAUUGGUAAAACUACCAUUGCUAGAGCAGUACAUAGCUUGCACUCUUAUAGGUUCCAACUUACUUGUUUUGUUGACAACCUUAGGGUAAGCCAUCCCAUCAGUUUUGAUGAGUAUGGUUUGAAGUUGCAUUUACAAGAAGAGUUUCUUUCAAAUAUUUUGAAACAAGAUGGUAUUAGGAUAUGCCAUUUAGGUGUGAUAGAAGAAAGGCUACACGACCAGAGAGUUCUCGUCAUUCUUGAUGAUGUGAACAAUAUAAAACAAUUGGAGGCGUUGGCUGGAGAUAUUUCUUGGUUUGGUCCUGGAAGUAGGGUUGUGGUUACCACAGAAAACAAAGAUCUUCUGCAUCAACAUGGUAUCAACAAUACCUACCAUGUGCGGUUUCCAUCUACAGGAGAAGCUCUUGAGAUCCUGUGUAGAUAUGCUUUUAGGAAUAGCUAUCCACAUGAUGGUUUUCAAGAGCUUGCAUUAAAAGUAACUGACCUUUGUGGUAACCUUCCGCUGGGUCUAUGUGUGGUGGGUUCAUCUUUACGUUGGAAGAAAGAAGACGAAUGGGAAGAUGUAAUGAAGAGGUUGGAAUCUGUUCUUGAUCGAGAUAUUGAGGAGGUACUAAGAGUGGGCUAUGAAAGUUUAGAUGAUAAUGAGCAAACGCUAUUUCUCCACAUUGCAGUAUUCUUCAACUAUGAAAACGGUAAUCAUGUGAAAACCAUGUUCGCUGACAGUGACUUGGAUGUCAAAUACGGGUUAAAAGUCCUUGAAAACAGAUCUCUAAUAGAGUUAUAUAACAAGAAAGAAACAAUAAAUAUGCACAGAUUACUACAACAAGUGGGUAUAAAAGCCAUCCAUAAACAAGAGCCUUGGAAACGUCGGAUCCUGAUAGAUGCUCCGGAGAUAUGUGAUGUUCUUGAACUCGCCAAAGGAACUAGAUUUGUCUCCGGUAUAUCAUUUGAUAUAUCUGAUGUCGAUGAAGUAUCUAUAAGCCCAAUAGCUUUUAAAAGAAUGCCAAAACUUCGAUUCCUCAGAGUUUACGAAAGCAAAGAAGGUGGGAAUGAUGUAAUUCAUGUACCUGAGGAGAUGGAGUUUCCGUGUCGUCUAAGAUUACUAGAGUGGAAGGCAUACCCAAACAAGUAUCUUCCUCCUACCUUUCAUCCUGAAUAUCUUGUGAAACUUGAUAUGCAAGGUAGCCAGCUAGAGUACCUCUGGCAAGGAACCCAGCCGCUUACAAAUCUCAAGGAGAUAGAUUUGCAGAGGUCUUUUCAUUUGAAAGAGCUCCCUGAUCUCUCAAAUGCUACAAAUCUUAAAGGAAUGUAUCUAAGUUAUUGCCAGAGCUUGGUAGAGUUUCCACCCUCUUGUUCAAGUCUUGAUAAACUAAAGGAUUUGUGGAUGGAUCACUGCACAAACCUACAAGUCAUUCCAGCUCACAUGAAAUUGGCAUCUCUUAAACGCGUCAGUAUGAAAGGAUGCUCAAGACUGAGACAUAUUCCAUUUAUGUCAACCAACAUUAGGCAGAUGGAUAUAUCAGAGACGGCGGUUGAAGAUGUGCCUGCGUCAACCAGCAUUUGCGCUCGUCCUAUGAUUUACUCCAUGAUCGGCUGCCAAAGGCUUAAGGAAAUAACACAUCUCCCUCUAUAUGUAACUGAACUAGACCUAAGAAAAUCUUCUGUUGAAAAGAUUCCAGAUUGCAUCAAAGAUCUUCGUCUACUACUUAAGCUAAAGAUCUCUGGAUGCAGAAAACUAACGUCAUUGCCAGAGCUCCCUUCUCAGCUCAUGCUCCUAUUUGCAAACGACUGUGAGUCACUCGAGGAAGUUGCUUCCCCAUUUCACAACCCGAAUGCGAAUAUGUCUUUCACCAACUGCUUCAGAUUGCGACAACAAGCAAUUAUCCAACAAUGGUUCUGUCUCGGGUCUGCUUUCUUGCCAGGAAGACAAGUACCUCCAGAGUUCGAUCACCGAGCUAGAGGAUGUUCCUUAACACUUCCUCAGUCUGCUUUCACCAGAUUUAAGGUUUGCCUCGUGCUCUUACCAAACAAUAAAAUCAAGGAAGAUAGAUCUUCACAACUGUUAUGUCGUCGCGUAGUCAACGGCGACGUGGCGAACUCUGAUGACAAGUCGUUCUACUUCAACAUAUCCAGUUGUCGAGCGGAACAUCUUUUUAUAUUUCCCUCUGGCUUGUUUGAAGAAGAAGAAGGCCUUCCUCAAGUUCACAGAGAGAUAGUGUUCGAGUUCAGCAGCAAAUACAACGACUUCGACGUUGUUGAAUGUGGUGCCAAGUUCUUGACAGACGAAAACAGCUAUGAAUCUGAAUCAGACCAAGCAGCGACGACAAUAGCCUCGUUCAUGGGAGCUAUGAAUGUGGAUCCAACGCCAAUAAUAGCAUCAUUGAUGAGAUAUGAGUCCAUGAUGGCCGAACAGAGCGAUGAAAGAGCUACGGUCCAACUAUUCAUAGUGAAUGUGGAUAACCAACACACAACUAGUUGUUGCCGCAAUAUCUCCUCCCUAGUCAGUUCUGUAUAUUCUCGAUACUAAUAAUAGGGAUGAUAGACGAAAAUAGCUGUGAAAAUUGAUGAUAACAUUUACAUUCCAAAAAAACCUAUGAACUGUAAAUUUCUGUUAUAUAUAGAUAUAUUUUUGUCAUGCUUUUCUUGCAUGUAUUGGCCAUGUCCUGUCAUGUUCAAAAUAUUCAAAAUAAAUAUCUCUUUGAACUUGGUCUGUUUUGAAUCUCUUUAAACAGCGUCUUGUAAGACUAAUCGUUAAAAAAUUGUUAUGGACUUAAAUACUAAUCACAGCAAGCCAAACUCAAAUACGUUUCACUUAAUAAUGUUUCAAAAAUAAGAUUAUUAAAAAUAGAGUUUUUAGUAAUUAAAUCACUCAACUAAAGAUGAAUCGUAAAAAAAAACCUCAACUAAAAAUUCUGUGAAAUUAACCUUCAACU
This is a messenger RNA of Brassica rapa (field mustard), 4748 nucleotides long. Its product is annotated as disease resistance protein RML1B-like. Gene Ontology annotation, biological process: signal transduction; defense response. The record is from RefSeq and is a predicted model, not a curated record. Lineage: Eukaryota; Viridiplantae; Streptophyta; Magnoliopsida; Brassicales; Brassicaceae. Gene Ontology annotation, molecular function: ADP binding.